Raphanus sativus (radish) is the source of this 1527-nucleotide messenger RNA. Its product is annotated as zinc finger CCCH domain-containing protein 59. The transcript has 7 exons. Bases 117 to 1421 code for a protein of 434 amino acids. Gene Ontology annotation, molecular function: protein binding; metal ion binding. NCBI's taxonomy places the organism in Eukaryota, Viridiplantae, Streptophyta, Magnoliopsida, Brassicales, Brassicaceae. The record is from RefSeq and is a predicted model, not a curated record.
GACCAAACUCAUAUCGUCUCUUUUGCCUUUUAUUCUCACCGCGUCAGUCAAAAAGGAAAAAGAGAAGAAAAAAAACACCUCCUUUGAUCGUACGUUCGUUUGAUCUCUCUCUCAGUAUGAGUUACUACAAGGCUCCAAGGAGGAGAUACUCAAACGGAAGGAACUUCGGAGUGGAAAGACAAGAAGAAAGUCUCGUAGCUGAUAUUCUUCCCAGAAGACCUUAUGGAAACAGAGCUCCUAAUAAUAAGUGGUCUAGGAAUCUUGUUUGGACGGCAUCACAUGGAAACAACAAGCCGAUGAAGACUGAUAACACCUAUGCUUCAACCAGGCCACAACCAUCUAGUGUGUCGAAUCUUCUGCAGAGGAAGAAGGAUGCUGCGUAUGUGCAAAGAAGCUCUUAUGUUUCAGACAGGGGGUCUAAUGAUAGAGGCAGUCCCAAGUCUAAGGAAUGUGUCUGUAAGUUUUGGAAAGCUGGGAACUGCAAGAAGGGUGAUCACUGCUCUUUCUUGCACUCUUGGACUAGCCUCCCCGGAAUGCUCAUGUUAGCUUCUCUUGAAGGACACAAGAAGGAUCUGAAAGGGAUUGCACUUCCUCAGGGUUCAGAUAAACUCUUUUCAGCUAGUAGCGAUGGUACGUUGCGAAUCUGGGACUGCCACACUGGCCAGUGUGUUCAUACAAUCAACCUCCAGGCAGAAGCAGGGUCGUUAAUGAGUGAAGGUCCAUGGGUUUUCCUUGGCUUGCCCAAUGCUGUUAAGGCUUUCAACGUUCAAACCAGUAAAGAUUUGCAUCUAAACGGAGUGGUUGGUCAGGUUCGUGCUAUGACUAUUGGCAAUGGAAUGCUUUUUGCUGGGACAAGUUCUGGUAGUAUAUCUGUCUGGAAAGCAAAUGACACCGACUCUGAUCCUUUCACGUAUCUCACAUCUCUGGAGGGACACCAUAGCGGUGAAGUCACAUGCUUUGUUGUUGGAGGUCAGCGUCUAUACUCUGGUUCUCUUGAUAGAACAAUAAAGGUGUGGGAUCUCAAUACACUGGAGUGUACUAUGACACUGAGGCAACAUACGGACGCCAUCACCUCCCUCCUAUGUUGGGAUCAGUAUCUCAUCUCGUCUUCGUUGGAUGGUUCCAUCAAAGUCUGGGCUUGUUCUGAAAACGGCAGCUUGAAAGUAACUAGUACACACAGACAAGAACAAAGUGUGCACACUCUUUGUGGGAUGAGCGAUGGAGAGGGCAAACCGAUCAUGUUCUGCUCUUACCAAAACGGAACAGUCAGCAUAUGCGAUCUACCAUCUUUUGAAGAGAGAGGAAAGAUGUUUUCGACUAACACGGUGGGUGCAAUCACACUUGGUCCUGAAGGGUUGUUAUUCACUGGAGACAAGAGUGGGAAGCUGCUUGUUUGGAAUUUAGCUGGCACCAAAGUUUAGCCAUUUUACCAUUGCUUUGAUUGAUUUAAUAUGUACAUGAUGAGUUUUAGCAGAUUGUUCUUAUGUAAAUGACUGGGGGGUAUUAUGAAAGAAAUUUAUUCCAAAA